Messenger RNA from Lathyrus oleraceus (garden pea), 1188 nucleotides. RefSeq lists its product as uncharacterized. The transcript has 2 exons. The coding region runs from base 1 to 1188 and encodes 395 amino acids. NCBI's taxonomy places the organism in Eukaryota, Viridiplantae, Streptophyta, Magnoliopsida, Fabales, Fabaceae. The record is from RefSeq and is a predicted model, not a curated record.
AUGGAUAUGAACAACAUGAAAGGAAAGGUAGACCAGAUGUUGGAGGCUAGGCUAGCCCAAUCAAAAAACAAUUUUCAACAUGGUGUCACAGAGAAUGUUGGUUCCUCAUCAGGCUUUACUGUAAUUACCAACCCAAUGUAUGACCCUCUGUCUGACUAUAAUCCUCCACAAGUGAACAUUCCUACUCAAUCCCAGUUGAUGCCAUUGACCAAUCCUGAUGUUGAAAGGCUUCAUGCCCUUGAGGAGAGAGUCCGAGCAAUGGAUGUAAAUGACAAUUUUAGGCUUGAUAUGUGCUUAGUACCAGGCCUGGACAGUUUGAUUGGAGCAUCGUUGAGCUGGUAUAUGAAAUUGGAAAGAAGCCAUAUUCAAUCAUGGGAAGACUUAGCGAAUGCUUUUUUGAAGCAGUACAACUACAACUUGGACAUGGCUCCAGACCGAAGGCAGCUGCAAAGCUUAUCCCAAAAGAGCAACGAAUCUUUCAAAGGAUAUGCACAACGAUGGAGAGAAUUGGCAGCCCAAGUGCAACCACCACUCUUGGAUAAGGAAUUGGUUGACUUGUUUAUGGAUACCUUACAGAGUCCUUACUUUGAAAGGAAGGUAGGCAAUGUGUUAUCAGACUUCGCCCACUUAGUGACAAUUGGAGAACGCAUCGAGAGUGCCCUAAAAAGCGGAAGAAUCCAAAGCGCCUCGAGCAGCCAAGCUAGCGAGACAGAAUCCCUCAACAAUUCCCAAAAGGAAGAAGAGGAUGAAACCAAUGCAGUCAUAACAGAUGUCAGGCAACCAGCAACGCCGAGAGCACCAUACCAGCAACCAUGGUGUACUCCUUACGCAAAUCAACGAUCUCGUGGUCGAGGAUAUCAAAAUCAGCCUUCGAACCAAUCUAGGCCUCGAAACAAUCUGGAAAGAAGGAAUGCUCCUCUCGAUCCAAUUCCCAUGUCAUACAGUCAACUUCUACCAUAUUUGAUUCAAAGUUCAUUGGUGGAUCCCAAGUCUCUCAGGCCAUUACCAGAACCAUACCCACCUGGAUAUGACCCUGAUGUGCAAUGUGGAUAUCAUGCCGGGUCAAUAGGGCACUCGACCGAAGACUGCAACGCUUUCAAAGCCAAGGUUCAACAGUUGAUCGACAAAAAGUACAUAUCCUUUCCAGACGGAAAUCUGUUGGUGCAUGUCAACCUCUCGUCUGAAUAA